GUUUUGAAGUAAGAUUGAAACUGAUGUAUGUAUUUUCAUGUGUGAUUCUAGCAUGAUUUAGAAGGAAAAAAUAAAUAAAUAUGGAGAGGAAAGAUGAGAUAUACGAGUAAAAACAAUUUCCCGUUUUAGCGUUCUAAAUCACUCGUACUGAGAAAGAAAAUUCGUAUUUUUACUCUAAUCCUCGUUUUCCGUAAGUGAGAGCUCCCUGAAAAUAUAAAAUGUCAGGCGAAGAAGACAAGACUGAAAAGAAGGUGGAAGCUGUCCCUGAUCCGGAGUUAGAUGAUCUCCUGAACGAUGCCAUCCAAGACUUCAACAAACCUCCGCCCGCGAAGCCCAGUGCCGAAGCUCCCAGCGCUGACUUGGCCUCGGCAAUGGCAGCUCUGGGCGUUGGCGCUGCUGUGUCACAAGGAGGUGGGGAGAAUAACAUAUGGACAGAGGAGUUCAUCCAGCAGGCGACGGCUAAUUUCGAGAAGACGAUGAGAACGCUUAUGGAACAACAGGAAGCGGGCGCAGGGGACAAGAAGCCGGAAGUUGCACCACAGCCACCACCUGGCGAAUCCCCGCCUCUUGAUCUGUCGUCAAUGUCAGCGGAAUUUGCCAAAUUUGCAGAGGCUGCUACCAAGACUGUUUCUGAGGCCCAGUCUGACGCGGACUUCACUCAGUGCCUUGCUGAAACCAUGCAACAGUUGUCUCAGAACAAUGAGCAACUUCAGAGUGUUCCAACUGCAGAUGAUCUGAACAAGAUGUUUGAGAACCUUGGUUUCGGAGGAGGAGAAGGAGAAGGCAUGGGAGGACUCUUCCCCUUGAUGCAGGUCAUGCUGGAAAAUAUCCUGUCGAAGGAAGUGUUGUAUCCGCCUAUGAAGGAGAUCACAGAUAAGUAUCCAGAUUGGCUUGCUGACAAUCGGAACAGUCUCCCGGCAGAAGAAUUUGAGCGAUACAACAAACAAUUUGAAGUCAUGAAACAGCUUGUACAAAUGUAUGAAGAAGAAAACGAAACUGAUUCCGAUGAAGUAAAGGGACAGCGCUUUGAGAAAAUCAUGCAGCAUAUGCAAAAGCUACAGGAAAUGGGACAACCCCCAAAGGAACUGGUGGGAGACAUGGGCCCGGUGAUCAACUUUGAUGCUGCUGGCAAUCCCAUUUUGCCCGACAUGUCCACUCUACUUGGAGCAGCUGGAUUCCCAGGCGGUCAGGAUGGAGCAGCCCAAGAUCCCUCUGCUGCACCAUCGGAUCAGCAACAGCCUCAGGCGGAACAGUGUUCUCUUAUGUGAUUGAUGGAUUGACGUGCUGCCUAGUCAGAAGUUUUGUUUGUUUCCUUGUUUAUAUCUCCAGAGUUAUACAAGAGUGCUGCAUUGCAAAGUUGGGUAAGAAUGAAUAUGUAGGUUGGAGUUGUUUACAGUUUACAGCCAUUUAUGAUUAAAUGGAUUUUUUUUCAUGUAUUGUAGCAGAAAAUGGGAUAAAGAUGUGUUCCACAUUAUCAGAUCAGGUUAUCUAUCUGUACUAAUGGUCACUGAAUUCACUGGAAUAAGAUAUCACAGUGCUUGGACAUGGCACAGUAUGAAAUACCCUUUUUCAUCGCCAAUAAUCACUGGAUAUAAAAUAACCUUUUUCAUCACUGUAAUAAUUGUUGGAUUGUAUAGCUCAUAUAGAAAUUAUUAUUUGUA
This is a messenger RNA of Penaeus monodon (black tiger shrimp), 1661 nucleotides long. It is a transcript of the gene Pex19, whose product is annotated as peroxisomal biogenesis factor 19-like. Lineage: Eukaryota; Metazoa; Arthropoda; Malacostraca; Decapoda; Penaeidae. The coding region runs from base 219 to 1268 and encodes 349 amino acids. The transcript has 8 exons. The record is from RefSeq and is a predicted model, not a curated record. Gene Ontology annotation, biological process: protein import into peroxisome membrane. Gene Ontology annotation, cellular component: peroxisomal membrane; peroxisome.